CUAUAGAAUUCAGUCUUUCAGGAUAAAGUUGGAAUAACAGGCUUAGAGCUGGGAUUCUUUCCGAAGGAUAAAGUGAAUGGAAGGAGCUUUUAAUUGAAAUGAGUUGUUUAUAGCAAUGUGUUCUAGCCCCUUCACCAGGAGAUUAAAGAAAGACGAUAAUCUUGGGUUAACGAGGACCAUCUUCUUCUUAGCCAGUCUGAAAGGACGCCAUUGCGACUGUUAUCAUGCUGCUUGUGUACACCUUACUGCUCAUCUCUGUUCUCGCUAUACAGCAAGGUAAGUUAGUACUUUUGAAAACAAAUGGGUUUCUGGCAAUAGUAGUGACUUGAGGUAUAAAAUUUGAAUUGCUGAGUUGCAAAAAUAAUGUAUUACGAGAGGUUUUUUUUGUUAGUUUUUUUGCAACAAUUGCAGUUUACCCUACAUUUUUUAAAUUUUCAGAUCACAACACCCCCUCUGGUUCAUUUAUCCCUUAAAGGAUUUUGACUUGCAUUUUUAUUUUUUUAUUUUUAUGUGAAUUUAGGUGUGACAGUUGUUUAUGAAUUUUGUUCACAAAUGAUGCAAAUGAGUAGCCGUAAUAACAGUAUAAACUAAAUAAAGAAAUACGAUAAAAUAUGGGGAAAGUAGAAAUACGGCUCUAUGAUAGGAAUGGAGAAGUGGUGACAAAUUAAGUAAAGAUUGAGUUAAGGAUCUCAAUCUUGUCCUGAAAUUCUAUGAUGUAAUUUAAUUUAUUUCCUGUGCAAUAGCUUUUAACCAUCACUAUACUGGAAUAAUAACAAUCACUUUAUUUGUCAUGAAGACAAUAGUUAUUGUGUUUUAGCUUUUUAACAUUAAAUAUGAAUACCAAAGGGGGGUCAAUUAAUGUCCUAUUCAAGGGUUAAACCAUAAGGAAAUUAUGUUUUAUAUGUAUAACCUUUUAACUAGUCAUGGACGAAAACCUACAAACUUAUUUUGAUCUGUAAAAAAAAAAAAGAUUCUGGGCAAAUUCAGAAAGCUUGCAGACAACGUCUCGCUUGAUCACAUAAGCAGCUUUUUCCUUUAGUUUAACAAAUACAGCACUGUGGCCAUAUGUUAACCUUUCCUGAGUGGUUUAUUAGCUGACAAGCUACUUUUAGUGAAUGCAAUUAGCUUUAUUGCUUUUUUUUAUUUGGGGGAAAAAUCACAGUGGUAACGUAUAAUGCUGUUCAGCUGUGAGUAAAACCAACAGAACAUUAUGGACAAACAAAAUUUAUUUAAAAUGCAGGGGCAAAAGGGUUAUGUUCAUGAGAUAUUACAAUGUAAAGAAAAUAUAGGUGGGGGUGGAUGCAGGAUUUUAUUUUCAAUGCAGAAUAAAAAUCAUUCACAUCAAAUGUGUAAUUCUGUUAAUCAACAGGCUGGUUACAAUAUGUUCCAGUGUACAGGUAGUCUUAAUCUUAUAGCAAGGAACAUUUGGCUAAUUCUCUUCGUCGUGGAAGACUUGGUGGGGAUAAAGAAUAAAUAUUAAUAUGGGUGAUGGAUUUCAAACAGAUAAUGGAGCGGAGAGGUGAAAGGAGAGGAGAUUUGUAUAAAGAGGAGAGAAGCAGAUCUGUUAUGGGGAACACAAAUGGCUAGAUUAUGGAAGAACAGAGUGGGGCAGUCACAAAAGAGGAAAAAAGGAAAGGGGGUGAAAUGGAGUGAAUGAAACUGGGUCUUUGCACAUUUAGAUCUGUUAUUUGAUAUCUGUAGAACACAGUUCUACUCAAGUCUUCAACAGAUCAAGGGAAUAAUCAGGAUGCACAGAUUUCAAGAUUCAAAUACCAAGCAGUGACUGUUUUAGGAAGGAACAAAUAUUACAUAACUUGUCAAACUGAUAACAAGGUGAGCUGUGAUUGAGUUGACAUUCAUCUUGCAAGAUUUAGAACAAAUAUCCAGUUUGAAGAAUCAUUUUGUACGGUCAUUUUUUAAUUCCAUUGAUGACUCAAAUAUUAAUAGAUUGAAUAUUGAAUAUUACAGUAUAUAUUUUAUAAACAUUUUACAUCAACCUCGACUUCCUUGGAAACCGAUACAAACUGGCAGUCACAUUUCACAACCAAAUUGUAAAAUGUAGGCUAUAACAGAAGAGAUGGCAGUUUUCUCAAAUUCAGUUUUUGUCCUUUUGCUUUUUAGUCCAAAUUUUGAUAUUUAAAAAAAAAAUGUAUCCCACAAUAAUUAAACUUAAGUACAGAAUAAAACCAUUUAUAUAUAUCUUUCAAACUUCCUUUUAAGUAUUUUUCACUAACUCCAUGUCAUAUAGAUACUAAUUUAUGAACAAGCAUAUUGAUAUAUCAAUGGAAAUGUUAUAGUGGUAUUAGAAAUGUGAGCCUUCUUUAUAUAGUAAUAGUGCGUUAAAUUUAUGUAUGUGCAAGUGCAGUAGCAAUGUAGUUUAUUCACCAAACACUGAACUGUAAUAAAUUGAAAUUUGAUUAAAAAAACAGUGACUAUAAGUUAGCUAUUUUUUCCAAAUGGGCCCUACUUUGCUGUUUUUUUGUAUUUGGAUUCCAAUUCAGUACAGUUCUGUGUCUAGUCAUGAAUAAGCCCCAUAUCAGUUUUAGUAUGUAAAUGUAAUUAUUGGAUGUGAAAUUGUUACUUGGACAACUUAUUAAAGUUUGACACUAGGGGGCGCACAUUUUAUAUGCAAUAUGCUGUUUUGCCUAAUCAUAGUAAAUGGAAUGUUGAAACAGCCACUAAUGGUUGGAGUUUAUUCAAUCUAUUUAACACCAUUUUAAUCAAGGCCCUGAAUUAAGGAAACAAGGAGAAAAAAGUGGUUAGAAUGUUACUUCUAGUGUCCCUUUACACUUAUUGCUGCUUCUAUUGCAGAAAAGUAGACCUCCUUUCAUGGGAAACUACCCCUGAUUAUUGCAGAGUUUCUAAUUAUUGGUGUAUUGCUAGUGAUAGUUUUUCAAAUAAAACCAGGCCAGUUCAUUUGGCUUAAAACCAAAGAGGAGAAUGGGUGUCCGCCUUGAACAUCUUGUGGGUUUUCCUCCAAGGAGAGUCAUUCGCAGUUUAUUUGUUUCCUGCCUUUUACAUUUUACAGAUUUCAAUUAAUUAAAGUAUUAUCCCCCACAGAUUGAAACGUUCCCAGGCCAUCUUGCUCCGCACUCUAUAUACGUGCUAUACGUGUUAGAUUUUAGGUUCAAAACAAGACCUAUCCUUUUCUUUUGCAGUACCGUGUUUCCCUGGAAAAUAAGACCGGGAUGUCUUAUUUCGGAGAAAACUUGUGCUAGAAAGCAGGUCUAUGUCUGGGGGAAUUCCCCCAAACAUAGACCAAUUCACUAGGGCUUGGAAUCCUGCAAAUUUAUGUUCAGGGAAACUUUCCCAAGCAUAGAUUAGCUUACUUGCUAACAGAAUACUGCAAAUCUAUGUUUGGGGAAACUUCCACGAACAUAGAUUAGUUCACUCACGAAUGGAAUCUUGCGUAUCUAUGUUUGUGGAAUUUUCCCCAAACUUAGAUAAGUUUACUCGUGAAUGGAAUUCCACGAAUCUAUGUUCGGGGAAAAUAGAUUAGCGAACAACUAGGGCUUAUUUUCAGGGUAGGGCUUAUAUUAGGGGCAUUUCCUGAAACUAAGCUAGGGCUUAUUUUCAGGAAACACGGUAGUUGAUAUAAUUACAUAUUGGAUUGUAUGAGAACCUAUCAAUUUACCCCUUGUAUAGUGCUAAGAAAAUGAAUUUACCCCUUGUAUAGUGCUAAGAAAAUGAAAGUGAUAAUGGGUUUAGCCAAACCCUGUGCAAUGUUCCAGAUUUCAAUAGAAAAUGUGAUUCAUUAUAUUAAAAUAUAGGUAUUACAGUGUGUCGUUGUCCCCCAACUCUAUACCUAGAUUUCUCAUUCUAAAUAGUACCGAUUCCACCUAAUAAAGUAAAGAAAAUGCUAAGGUUACCCGCACAGGUUACUUUGGUAGUGACCAUCUUUGAAGUCCAUCACUAUUUUCAAACCCUCAGUCACAGCUAACAGGUUGACCCAACCUUAUGCUGGGUGCCACUUCCUGCCCCUUACCUUCUGGUUCGGAGAACUCUCUUGACCUAUGCAUUGAAGUAUCAGCUCAUUGGCUGAGAACGUCAGCUCAUCACUCAUUGUGCCACUUGUAAGAAGUCAAACAGUUUUGACUUAAUAUUGAAUAAAUAUUACAAUUUGCACUUGUAGCUCAUAUUUUGUACUCGUUUAUUUCCCUUUGCCAGGUGGAGGAUUACAGUGUUUCUCAUGUGUGGGUGCUAAUGACCAUGACUGCAAUCGCCAUGGUUCCAUACAAUGCCCGCGAGACUCUGAUGCAUGUGCAGUUGUCCGUGGACAGUCUAGUGAGUAUGUCUUAGCUGGGGUGGAAAUCAAACCCGGAUCCGCUUGCUUUAUUUGAAUUAUAGGUGGUGGCACUGGUAGAGGUAUACUGUGUGUGUGUGUGUAUAUAUAUCAUUUAAAUAGUUUUUGUUUAUUUUUCUGUGUGGAGUGUUCGAGUGUACACACUGAUCUGAGAUCAGCUCAUACCAUAAUUAAAACCAAACCAUCACUAGUGAUGUGUAUGCCAAGUGACAUGGAACACAGGCCCUGUAAAUAUCUAGAUAUAUUGGCCUAAUAAGGCUUUCUUAAGAAAUACCUAAAAUGCAUUGAUUUUUUUUUUUUUUACUACCCCCUGAGCAUCUACCUAAUAUUAAACUUUUUCUAUCUACCAACUCUUAUUGUCCAAUACCCACACUCUACCCCACACACUAUCUGAAUACCGAUACAUUUAUUGUCAUUGCGUAUAAUAUGUACGUUCUUUCAAAACAAAAACAUGUAAACCAUCACUUUGUUAAAUUUAAUUUAUUUAUUUUCUGAUGUUCUUUUUCCAUGCAGCCGGAGUGAUGAAGUCCUGCUCUUUUAAGUCGUUCUGUGACCGAGCUUUGCAGGAUGCGUCAAAAACCCCCGGAGUCAAUGUUAAUUGCUGCUUCUCUAACAACUGUAAUAGUGGCAGUCAGGGAUCCAGCAGCCAGCCCAAUGCCAGCUAUGCCCGUCUUCUUGCAUCCCUUGCCAUAGGUUUCUGUCUCCUGAUCAUCAGCUAAUGCUCCUGCUGAGGUAGAACUUCCAUAACAUGUUACAUAUCAGUUGCGGAUUUGUAUAUUGAACAGCUGACACAGCCAUGUACACUCUGGGACUAUUGGUAGCUCCAUACUCCAGAACAUCAACGUACCCCAAAAAGUGUGUUUUCAAUGACCAAAGGUUCCAACUACCCAUGUUAAGUGCUAACUGCAGAAUAUGCAUAAAAUAUACCCUAUAAAACUGUAUGUGUAACAAAACACAACAAAUGCUGUUUGUAUUAAAAUAGUGAGCUCUAUUUCUUGGCCGUUAUUAAAUUACCAUGGAGCGCAAGAUAAAUCAUAUCCGGAUAUUAACAAAUCAUUCCUAACAGAAACAAUAGCCAUGUACAUUUCUAGUUUACGUCCAUAUACAGUAUCAGCAAGUACACCAAUUAUUUCACUAAUGAAUUGAGGCGAAGAUUUCACAAUAUUAAAAAAAUAUUUUAAAAGUUAAUGUAAUAAAAUUGUGUUCAAACUUUAAAUAUGAUGUCUGACAUACAUGAAAAAUACUAAAGAAAAAAAAAAUCCUCCAAACAUGUCAACUGAAGUACACUGUGUAUUUAUGAACUUUAUAGACAGAGAGGAACACCUUUAUUAUAGGAGUAAUUCUUUGAAUGGAGGGAUAGAUGAGUUUGGAUAGUAAAAAUGGAUAAUUUCUCCCCAGUAUUUGGGAGUACGCAGAAGGUUUAUAAACUUCCUCUUGGAGUCAACAGACCACAGAAUUUGCCUGGUCUUUGGGGAAAACCAUAUGUGCAUUGGGAGAUUUUUCUCAAAGUAUUGUCUCUGAAAACUGGAUAGUAUACAUCAGUAGAAUUCUAUCUGCUUCCCAGGACCCUGAC
This is a messenger RNA of Pelobates cultripes (western spadefoot toad), 5876 nucleotides long. The record is from the annotation of a GenBank genome assembly. Lineage: Eukaryota; Metazoa; Chordata; Amphibia; Anura; Pelobatidae.